Messenger RNA from Medioppia subpectinata, 2954 nucleotides. The record is from the annotation of a GenBank genome assembly. NCBI's taxonomy places the organism in Eukaryota, Metazoa, Arthropoda, Arachnida, Sarcoptiformes, Oppiidae.
ACUGUAUGUCUGCAUAACAUGUGAUACAAAACUCAAUUCAAAUUGUUUUCAAUGGUUUUUGGCUUCAAUUGAAGUAACGAUGGCUUCAAAAGUGGUUCAUUUGAAUCGAUGGAUAUCUUCGGCACGACUUCUCCACUCCAAUACAUACCUGUGUUUGCACUCAACGACUGUCCGAUCCAUGUCUUCGUAUUGUCUCCGAUAUGCUGACAGAGGAGGACAUCGUUUAACGCCCAGUAAUGCAUGUGUUUUGCAAAACAACAACACAUUUAACACUGGAUUCAAUCAAAUAAGACAUAAAUCUGAUAACAAUUCCGAUGACAAACCGCAACAGUCGGCUGAAGACGAGGAAUUGGAGCGAUUUAUUGAAGAUAAUCAGAGAAGUUCUUCAUUGGCUGCCGUAACAGUUCCCGAGGUAUGGCCCGAAGUGCCGGUCAUUGCCAUCCAUAGGAAUCCCGUUUUUCCCCGAUUUAUAAAAAUCAUUGAGAUUUCAAACCAAACACUUAUGGAUAAUAUUAGACGUGUUGUGAAACUCAAUCACCCGUUUGUCGGCAUUUUUAUGACCAAAGACUCGACCAAAGAGUCGGAUGUCGUCAACAGUUUAGAAGAACUCCAUUCUGUGGGCACUUUCGCUCAGAUCCAUGAGAUGCAGGACUUGGGGACAAAACUAAGACUUAUUCUUAUGUCUCACCGAAGGAUCAGAAUUGUUAAACAAAUUAUCGAUGAAAGCGAUAGAAAAGUAGUGACAAAAAGUAGUGGCAAUAAAUUGAGCCGAAAGUCAAUCCGCAAAAAACGCUCGUCUAAUGGGAAUAACGCGGAGAAAGAAUUGCCAGUAAAUGACAUAAUUGUGGGCAAAGAACCGGUUCUUAUGGUCGAAGUGGAGAACUUAAAGGACGAACCGGUGGUCAUGAAUGAAGAGAUCAAAGCACUUACGCAAGAGAUUGUCAAAACAAUACGUGACAUCAUAUCAAUGAAUCCUCUCUAUCGGGAGUCAAUCUUACAGAUGAUCCAAACGGGUCAGCGAGUCAUCGAUAAUCCCAACUUCCUGUCCGAUUUGGGCGCCUCCUUAACGGCCGCCGAACCCAACGAACUCCAGGAUAUUCUCAACGAAACAAAUGUCUCUAAACGCCUGUAUUUGUCGUUGAAUUUGUUGAAAAAGGAGUACGAGUUGAGUAAAUUGCAGCAAAAGAUUGGCAAAGAAGUGGAGGAGAAGGUUAAGCAACAGCACCGCAAGUAUAUGCUCUUUGAACAGCUGAAGGCCAUUAAGAAAGAGUUGGGACUCGAGAAGGACGACAAAGACGCCAUCGAAGAGAAGUUCAGACUUAAGAUUAAAGAUCUAACGGUUCCCACACACGUCAUGGAAGUGAUUGACGAAGAGUUAAAUAAGUUAUCAUUUUUGGACAACCAUUCGUCCGAAUUCAGUGUAACCCGUAAUUACUUGGAUUGGUUGACAUCCAUGCCAUGGGGUCUGACCAGUGAAGAGAAUUUGGAGAUCAGUAAAGCGUCUCAAAUCCUGGACGACGACCACUACGGGAUGGAAGACGUGAAGAAACGUAUUCUUGAGUUCAUUGCUGUCAGUCAACUGAAGGGCUCGACUCAGGGAAAGAUUCUUUGCUUCCACGGCCCUCCAGGUGUCGGCAAAACAAGUAUCGCUAAGUCUAUCGCAAAGGCUCUAAAUAGAGAAUACUUUAGGUUUAGUGUCGGAGGAAUGACAGACAUUGCAGAAAUCAAAGGCCACCGGAGGACAUAUGUGGGCGCAAUGCCCGGCAAAAUAAUACAGUGUCUUAAGAAAACCAAGAGUGAAAACCCUUUGGUACUUAUUGACGAAGUGGACAAAAUAGGAAGGGGUUAUCAGGGGGACCCCUCCGCUGCACUCCUGGAACUUCUAGAUCCCGAACAAAAUGCCAACUUUUUAGACCAUUAUUUGGAUGUCAACAUAGAUUUGUCCAAAAUAUUGUUCAUAUGUACGGCCAAUGUAUUGGAUACCAUCCCUGAGCCUCUCAGAGACCGAAUGGAAAUGAUUGAAGUUUCUGGUUAUGUGGCCGAAGAGAAAAUUGCCAUUUCAGAGCGAUAUCUUAUACCUCAAGCCCAUACCCUAACCGGACUCGACAACGACAGGGCCUUCAUCUCGCAAAGCGCUUUGCAAACUAUCAUUAAAUCCUAUUGUCGUGAAAGUGGUGUUAGAAGUCUUCAAAAACACAUCGAAAAAAUAAUGAGGAAAAGCGCUUUACAAAUCGUGAACGGAUUAGCACAAAAAGUAUCUAUCGAUGACUCGAAUCUACAAGAGUUUGUUGGAAAGCCAGUGUUCAGUCAGGACCGUAUGUACACCGAAACGCCAUCCGGUGUAGUGAUGGGGUUGGCGUGGACUGCAAUGGGCGGCUCAACACUCUUCAUAGAAACAGCUAAAUUGAAACGAUUUAAUCCCAAGAAAUCGGGGACUGAUGUGACCGAUGGUGAGGGCGCUCUCCAACUGACCGGUCAUUUGGGAGAUGUUAUGAAAGAAAGCGCCAAAAUUGCACACUCUUUUGCCAAGUCUUUCCUUUUGGAUUUGGACGCAAAUAAUCACUUCCUCCACAACACAGACAUUCAUCUUCAUGUGCCAGAAGGGGCCACACCUAAGGACGGGCCGAGUGCUGGCUGUACAAUGGUUACCGCUCUCAUGUCUCUAGCCCUCAACCAACCCGUCAGACAAAACUUUGCUAUGACGGGAGAGCUCUCACUGACCGGUAAAAUACUACCCGUUGGAGGCAUUAAAGAGAAGAUAAUUGCGGCCAAAAGAGUUGGCGUCAAUUGCAUUGCUUUACCCGAAGAGAACAAAAAAGACUUUUCAGAUUUACCACAAUUUAUAACUGAAGGCCUGACCGUUCACUUUGUCAGCCAUUAUAAGGAUAUUUUCAAUAUAGCAUUCAAUUAUUAAGUUUUGGAAUAAAUAUAUAAUUUUUUAGUUUAACAUUAGA